Capsella rubella is the source of this 1049-nucleotide messenger RNA. Its product is annotated as transcription factor SRM1. The record is from RefSeq and is a predicted model, not a curated record. Gene Ontology annotation, molecular function: DNA binding. The transcript has 2 exons. Lineage: Eukaryota; Viridiplantae; Streptophyta; Magnoliopsida; Brassicales; Brassicaceae. Bases 58 to 1002 code for a protein of 314 amino acids.
UAACUUUAUAGUAUAUCUUUCUAGAACUAGCAUUUGGUGUGAUUUUUUUCUUCGAAAAUGAACUUGGGAGAGAAUGCUAGUGUUGUUUCAUCGUGGAGCAAGGAUGAAGAUAUUGUUUUCGAGAGAGCCCUUGCAAUUUAUGCCGAUGAAACGGAGAUUCGUUGGGAAGAGAUUGCUUUAGUUGUUCCAGGGAAAACUAUAGAACAAAUUAUAGAGCAUUACAAUGUUUUAGUUCGUGAUGUUAUGAUGAUUGAAUCUGGUCAUGUACCUCUUCCUGCAUGUUAUGAACUUUCAGAAGAACCAAAUCAUCGUAAGAAACAUGGCAAAUCAAAAGCAAAGCAACAAAGAAAAAAAGGGAUUCCUUGGACAUCAGAUGAACACAGACAAUUUCUUCUUGGUUUGGAGAAAUUUGGGAAAGGUGAUUGGCGUAGCAUUUCUCGUCACUGUGUCUUGACAAGAACAACAAUGCAAGUUGCAAGUCAUGCUCAAAAGUACUACAAACGUCUUAACUCAAAGAACAAACACAGAAACAGGAAAAGCAUUCAUGACGUUACACUUGCAGAAGACAAAUACAUCUCACCAAAACAAAGAGCAAUCACAUGGCAAAAAUUUGCUUCUACUUCCAACAAUCAACCCAUUCCAACUGCUUCGCAACCAGCACUCGGCCUUCCUAUACAUGGACAACCUAACAUAUGGAGCACACAAGCCACUCAAGCCAUUUCACAACCACCAGCACUAAACCAUCCUACAUAUGGUGUACCUACUACCAUAUGGAACGCAGCCGCUCUGCAACCAUCAUCCAAUAUUCAUGUGUAUGGAACGUCCACCAUAAGCCAACCAAUGGUUGGAACAAUGCUCUCACCUUUUGGAAGAAACGUGAACCUUUUGGCUCAACCUCACAUGAAUUCUGGAGUUCAUUCUGUACCUUCCAACUCGGGUCCUAGUGCACCGAUCAACAUGGGUUCAAUCCCAUAUGGCACAAAUCCCAAAGAUAGGUCUUAACCUUAAUGUUUUUUGCUUGUUUUAAGGUGUAAGCGGGAUACCUAAUC